AUGACCAAAUUAAGAAAGUCGCCUCCCCCCGCCUACCCAGGCAAACCGACAACCACGCAAGGCUCUGCUGGCUCUCUGCAGACGGCUGUCCCCUACGAGAAUCUGCCACAAGACGCGCAGCCGCCCGUGAAUGUCAGCACGGCCGUGUUACCCAGCUCCUACAAUGAUCCUCUGCCUGACACGAACCCAUUCUCCCCCAACUUCAGACCUGGGCCAGCUGCGACCGCCACGCUACAAACAUCACCUUUCUCGCCAGUCUCGCCGAUAGCCGAGGCCAGUCCUAUUGAGCACUCCUCGCAAGCGACCAUCCAGGCUCCCAAGCCACAGAGACCUCACGGCGACCACCAAAGAUCAGUCGAUCUGCGCCGACUCGAUGGAAAGCCAUACCCCGGAUCCAAUUCUGCGGCGGAGAAGGAAAAACCAAAGGUCGUCAAGGUUGCGAAGGACAUGCACGAUGGCGCACUCCCACCAGUGUACAGGCGUCAAGCGUCUGAUCCUGUGAACCCCACGGAGGCCCCAAAUGCUCCGUCCACCUCACCCAGGUGUGCGAGAUGUGGCAACCCGAAUGGUCAAAGCAAUGGACACGGGCACGGCUGCAAUCAGUGCGGAAAACGCAGGUCCCAUGCUGCAGCAUCGAUCCCUCCGACUGUCACCCCGGCGCCCAUGCCCGCGGCGCAUGCCCGGACUGUUUCUGAGGGACAGGUGUCUCACAACUCAUCCAGACUCUCGGAAAGCACAGCAGGCCCUUCAAGCUCACCAGGGUCGUCGACGCACUCGCGGUGCUGCACAAAGUGUGGAAGAUACAAGCGGCCUGGCAUGGCACAUGGUUCGCCUGACCAGCUCCGUUCCAAUGGAUUAAGUCCUGCAACCGCACCCGUGCCUACGGCAAAUCACCCUGCAAUGAGGCCUCGUCUUUCGAUUCAACCCAAUGCCCCCGGAAACAACCUGGCCUAUCCUAGAAUUGAUGUCAUUCCUCCGUCCGCGUCGACGUACAGGGCGUCCAACUCCCACCUUUCGAGUUACCGAGACGACUCUCCUCUCGUGGCUAAAGCCCACAAGACCGAGUUCAAGUUAUUCCGCAACUCUUCUCUCGCGCGAUCGCUCUCUCGACGUCUUAGCAAGAAAGACAAGACAGCCGCAUCAGCAGCCGCCCCACUUCCAAGUCAGCAACUCGCACGCCAGAGUGGGGAACAGAGCGCUGGCACCUUGAUUAACAUGAUCAGUACCGCCAUGCAAGGACCCGGCAGCGAGCGAGACGCCCACUACACCAAGCUUUCCACGGGCACCGACCCGACAGAUCGUCCUCAAACUCCGUUUUCGUUUGUCGGUGGUAAGGACGAGGAAGACGCCUUCGAGAUGGUUGACCUCCGGGAUCGAGCCUCGAUCUACAGCCAGGACAGUCUGAAAGAAGGAGCCAAACCUCAGAUCAAUGUGACGCAAGUGGACAGCGAGUUUCAGGCCGGCGUUCCCGACCACAUUGACGUGGUUCCACGCUCCAAGGCAGUGGAACUCGACGGGCAGCACUUGUCCGUGAACAACGGGGAAAACAAACCCCCGAUCACGCGGUUCAAGAGUUUAAGACAGGGGGUCUCCAGGAUGGGUAGUGUCAGCCGCACGACCAGUCUGAAGAGACUCGGCAGUCUGAAGACUGUACAUCACGCUUGGUAUGUGGAGGGAACUGAUGGAAAUAAUGAGAAUAUUGUACCUGUCUUCUAG
Fonsecaea nubica is the source of this 1716-nucleotide messenger RNA. RefSeq lists its product as hypothetical. The record is from RefSeq and is a predicted model, not a curated record. The transcript has a single exon. Lineage: Eukaryota; Fungi; Ascomycota; Eurotiomycetes; Chaetothyriales; Herpotrichiellaceae. Bases 1 to 1716 code for a protein of 571 amino acids.